AACAAAAUGAAUGCUUCUGGUCCUGCUCGAAUGCUGGUCUGCUAUGUUGGACAUCACCAUGGUCGACUGUUGCAUUGCAGUCCAUGCUUAACACUUUCAAAUGAUUGUAUAUUCCAAGACCUCAUAUUUUACAUUCCCUUUGGUGGAAAAGAGAGUAUCAUGAACUUUCGGCAAAAUCUAAUGGAAGCAAUGGGACAAAAUGUUCAUUUCGUGAUUGAUAGUUGGAUGGAAGGCGACAAUUUAACUGCAAGUGUAAUUUGGCAUCUUGAGUGGAAAGGCAAAGAGAUACCACAUACGACAGGUUGCAAUUUCUUUGAAUGUCAACAGAUUGAUGGAAAGCUUAUUAUCAGCAAAAUCAUAGGAGUGGAGGAGUUGCCAGUGAAACCCGGAGAUUGGGUGCUGAAACUAUUGAAAGCAACCAUUGUUGUUUUUGACAAGUUCCCCUUUCCGGCUGAACGCAUAGUUGCUUACAAGGUCGGAGGGAACACAUGAGGGAAUAAUCAAGCUUCUAGAAAUGUUGGGGGCUUAUAACAAUUAUUAAUUACGGAUUAAGUCUUAACUCGGUUAAUGUCAAUAUUAUUGUUAGUCUAAGAAAAAGUAAACUCGAAUACGAGUUUAUUCUCCUAUUUAAAAGUUAGAAAGUAUAUACAUAAUUUUAAGCUUAUAUAAAAAAUAAUUUAUA
Gossypium raimondii (Peruvian cotton) is the source of this 682-nucleotide messenger RNA. RefSeq lists its product as uncharacterized. The transcript has 6 exons. Bases 7 to 492 code for a protein of 161 amino acids. Lineage: Eukaryota; Viridiplantae; Streptophyta; Magnoliopsida; Malvales; Malvaceae. The record is from RefSeq and is a predicted model, not a curated record.